This is a messenger RNA of Capra hircus (goat), 1383 nucleotides long. It is a transcript of the gene ERGIC3, whose product is annotated as ERGIC and golgi 3. Bases 70 to 1221 code for a protein of 383 amino acids. The record is from RefSeq and is a predicted model, not a curated record. Gene Ontology annotation, cellular component: Golgi membrane; endoplasmic reticulum membrane; COPII-coated ER to Golgi transport vesicle. The transcript is spliced from 13 exons. NCBI's taxonomy places the organism in Eukaryota, Metazoa, Chordata, Mammalia, Artiodactyla, Bovidae. Gene Ontology annotation, biological process: endoplasmic reticulum to Golgi vesicle-mediated transport; retrograde vesicle-mediated transport, Golgi to endoplasmic reticulum.
CAAGCUCCGGGCCGGAAGCGGGAGACUGCCGGGGUGGGCCUGCUGGCUUCCCCUUUCCGGCUGGUCCCCAUGGAGGCGCUGGGGAAGCUGAAGCAGUUCGAUGCCUAUCCCAAGACUCUGGAGGACUUCCGGGUCAAGACCUGCGGGGGCGCCACGGUGACCAUUGUCAGUGGCCUUCUUAUGCUAUUAUUGUUCCUGUCGGAGCUGCAGUAUUACCUCACCACAGAGGUGCAUCCUGAACUCUACGUGGACAAGUCACGGGGGGAUAAACUGAAGAUCAACAUCAAUGUGCUCUUUCCGCACAUGCCUUGUGCCUAUCUGAGCAUCGAUGCCAUGGAUGUGGCUGGGGAGCAGCAGCUGGAUGUGGAACACAACCUGUUCAAGAAACGGCUCGAUAAGGACGGCUUUCCCGUGAGCUCUGAGGCAGAGCGUCAUGAGCUCGGGAAAGUCGAGGUGAAGGUGUUUGAUCCUGAUUCCCUGGACCCUGAUCGUUGUGAGAGCUGCUAUGGUGCUGAGACGGAAGACAUCAAGUGCUGUAACUCCUGUGAGGACGUGCGGGAGGCAUAUCGCCGUCGAGGCUGGGCCUUCAAGAACCCGGACACCAUUGAGCAGUGCCGGCGGGAGGGCUUCAGCCAGAAGAUGCAGGAGCAGAAGAACGAAGGCUGCCAGGUGUACGGCUUCCUGGAGGUCAACAAGGUGGCCGGAAACUUCCACUUUGCCCCCGGGAAGAGCUUCCAGCAGUCCCACGUGCACGUCCACGACCUGCAGAGCUUCGGCCUUGACAACAUCAACAUGACCCACUACAUCCGGCACCUGUCAUUUGGGGAGGACUACCCAGGCAUUGUGAACCCCCUGGACCACACCAACGUCACGGCACCCCAAGCCUCCAUGAUGUUUCAGUAUUUUGUGAAGGUGGUGCCCACAGUGUACAUGAAGGUAGACGGAGAGGUGCUGAGGACAAAUCAGUUCUCUGUGACCAGACAUGAGAAGGUCGCCAACGGGCUGAUGGGCGAUCAGGGGCUUCCCGGCGUCUUCGUGCUGUACGAGCUCUCGCCCAUGAUGGUGAAGUUGACAGAGAAGCACAGGUCCUUCACACACUUCCUGACGGGCGUGUGCGCCAUCAUCGGGGGCAUGUUCACAGUGGCUGGACUCAUCGACUCUCUCAUCUACCACUCAGCUCGAGCCAUCCAGAAGAAAAUUGAUCUAGGGAAGACAACAUAGUUGUCUGUCUCCCCACCGCUCCCCUUUUUCCUGUUUCUCUUUGACUUUGGGGUCAUUUUCCCCGCCUCUUUUUACCCUACUCCCCCACCCCACCCCACCCCCAUUUAAAGAGGCAGUUGCAGCUCCAGGUUGUUGGUAAAUCUAUUGAUUGUGAUAUACUCA